GCCAGCUGCGGUUCUAACGCCCCGGGCACUGGGUCCCGGCCCUCACCUGCUCUCCGCCAGGCAGCUGCCUCCUGCUCCUUGGCCAUGCGGUGGCUGUGGCCGCUGGCUGUCUCUCUCUCCUUGGUGUGGGCCACAGGCCCGAGCAGUGCCUCCGGGGCUGCCCCCCUGCACCCCGACAGGCUCCGAGCCGACGCCCCGGGACAGAGGAGCCGGACCAAGAGAGGCACCGAGGAUGAGGAGGCCAAGGGGGUGCAGCAGUAUGUGCCCGAGGAGUGGGCUGAGUUCCCCCGGCCCAUCCGCCCUGCUGGCCUGCAGCCCACGGAGCCCUCGGUGACCACCAGCCCCAGCCCAGGCGACGGCAGGGACGCCCCAGGCAGAGGGCCGGGGUCCUGGGGCAAUCCGACAGGGGCGCCAGGUCAGAGGCUGCAGAUGCAGAACCCCCUGUACCCGGUGACCGAGAGCUCCUACAGCGCCUACGCCAUCAUGCUGCUGGCCCUGGUGCUGUUCGCCGUGGGCAUCGUGGGCAACCUGGCCGUCAUGUGCGUCGUGUGGCACAGCUACUACCUGAAGAGCGCCUGGAACUCCAUCCUGGCCAGCCUGGCCCUCUGGGACUUCCUGGUCCUCUUCUUCUGCCUCCCAAUUGUCAUCUUCAAUGAGAUCACCAAGCAGAGGCUGUUGGGAGACGUCUCUUGCCGGGCGGUGCCCUUCCUGGAGGUCACCUCUCUGGGGGUCACCACCUUCAGCCUCUGCGCCCUGGGCAUCGACCGCUUCCACGUGGCCACCAGCACACUGCCCAAGGUGCGGCCCAUUGAGCGGUGCCAGUCCAUCCUGGCCAAGCUGGCCGUCAUCUGGGUGGGCUCCAUGACGCUGGCCGUGCCCGAGCUCCUGCUGUGGCAGCUGGUGCAGGAGCCUGGCCCCUCCACGGGCACCGUGGACUCGUGCGUCAUGAAACCCGCGGCCAGUCUGCCCGAGUCCCUCUACUCCCUGGUGAUGACCUACCAGAACGCCCGCAUGUGGUGGUACUUCGGCUGCUACUUCUGCCUGCCCAUCCUCUUCACCGUCACCUGCCAGCUGGUGACGUGGCGCGUGCGGGGCCCCCCCGGGAGGAAGCCGGAGUGCCGGGCGGGCAAACAUGAGCAGUGUGAGAAGCAGCUCAACAGCGCGGUGGUGGGCCUGACGGUAGUCUAUGCCCUGUGCACCCUGCCCGAGAACGUCUGCAACAUCGUGCUGGCUUACCUGUCCUCCGAGCUGACCCGCCAGACCCUGGGCCUGCUGGGCCUGGUCAACCAGUUCUCCGCCUUCUUCAAGGGGGCCGUCACCCCCGUGCUCCUCCUGUGUGUGUCCCGGCCGCUGGGCCAGGCCUUCCUUGACUGCUGCUGCUGCUGCUGCGAGGGCUGCGGGGGCCCCUCGGAGGCCGCAGCCGGCCCGGGCGCGGACAGCAAGCUCAAGACCGAGAUGUCGUCCCUCUCCUUCCACAAGCCCAGGGAGUCGCCCCCACUCCUGCCCCUGGGCACGCCGUGCUGAGCCAGGCCCGAGCGAGGCCGGGAGAGGGGCAAGUGGGCAGCCUGGCUGGUGUCUCCGUCCCCGCGGCUCUGGCCUCUCUGCCCGUCUUGCUGCCUAGAGGUGGGCUGGGUUCCUCGUGUUGGGGUUCGGGCAUGUCCGAGCCCCCUCCCCAGCUGGGCCUUCCUGCCCUGGCCCUGGCCCUGGUGGGCCCUGAUGCUUGUAGGUCUUAGAACUGCCCAGAAACUCUCAGCCCACCAGCUGGGACCCAGAAGUGCAGCUGUCCCACCCCUCCCCUCCACCUUGGAGCCCGGUUCACUCUCUCCCUGCCCCCCAUCCUGGAGUAGGGGGCUCUUUGGGGACCAGCCCAACUUGGCUCUUCUCUGGACCCGAUCUGUCCCAGCCUGGACCUUCCUCCUCCGGCACCGUCCCCCUUCCGGAGGCUUCUCUUUCCUUCUCCUCCUCCGACAUACCCCGGUUGCCCUGUCUCCAUG
Molecule: messenger RNA, 1994 nt
Organism: Molossus molossus (Pallas's mastiff bat)
Lineage: Eukaryota; Metazoa; Chordata; Mammalia; Chiroptera; Molossidae
Gene: GPR37L1
Product: G protein-coupled receptor 37 like 1
Exons: 2
Coding region: 85-1524 (479 amino acids)
Biological process (GO): positive regulation of MAPK cascade; adenylate cyclase-inhibiting G protein-coupled receptor signaling pathway
Cellular component (GO): signaling receptor complex; plasma membrane
Molecular function (GO): G protein-coupled peptide receptor activity
Source: RefSeq, a predicted model, not a curated record